UGAACGUUCUUUGUUGCACCGUUUACUAUGAAAGUGUUUCUAUUCGACUUUUACUCGCACAACCUUUACGUUAUAAAAAUGUAACAGUUUAUCUACGCUGUGUCUUUUCUCGUUAUUAUUAAAUGGUACUGAAUGUGUUUUACUAGCUUUAUGCAGUCUUACGUCUGUCUGUUGUGUUAAACCUCUUUGCAGAGAUUAAGCUACUCAAAAUGACUAUUCUGCCCAAAAAGAAGGUUACUAAAGAUAAAAUACAAAAUGAUAAGACACAAGGCAGCCAUGAGCACCUAUCAACACAACAUCAUUCACAACACAGCGAAAGUGUAAGCAGUCGUGCCCGCCAUGAAACUUCACAAAUUCGAUCUACAGCGCACUCAAGUGGCCAGUUGGAUGACAGACAACAUAGAACGAGACCACGUCAUCCACCUGAAUUUCAAGUGCUGGCAAGUACUGAAAACCAAGCCUCUCCCCUUGGCCCAGCAUAUGACACUUCUGUGGUUGAUGGAGCCACUGGUGUAGCAUGUGGAUUAGUCGACCCUGCUUUGCAAUUGCAUGCGCGAGUAACACAAGCAAGCAGUGACAUUUCAGAUGUACCACCGGUCGUACUAAAUGUCCCAGUUCCAGGCGAAUCCAGUGUUAUAGAAAGACCUGCGGUGGUAAAACGCAGACACGGUCGUCAGUCCCCACAUUCUAUACCAUACUCUAGAACUGGUAAAAAUUCUCGCGGCUCCCCCACCACACCAGAUAAUGCUGGCAGCAGCGGCAUGCUGGCACCGGCUUCUAAACACCACGGAGCCAUGAGGAGACACCACAGUGUACAGGACGACCGGCGACCGAUUUCACCGCCUGUAAAUGUGGGACUAGGCAAUGCUGCAAGAUCUACACGACGUAGACAAAGAUCUCGUGCUGAAGGGAAAGAAGACAAAGUAGAACAUAACUCUGAUGACGAGUAUGAUGCUGCAAGACUAAGAAGGCUGCAUCAAGGAGUCAAUUUUGAAGAGCUUGAGACUAAAUUUGCUCAAGCCCUAAAAGAAGUUCGAGGUUUCGUUAUCAAGGAAACUGUAGAGGAUGGUGCUUGCUUGUUUCGUGCUGUUGCUGAGCAAGUGUAUGGAGAUCAGAACAUGCAUGAUGAAGUCAGAAGAAACUGCAUGGAUUACAUGACGAAGAAUUCUGAUUUCUUUUCCCACUACGUCACUGAGGAUUUUGUUGCAUAUGUAACUCGUAAGCGAUUGCCCCACACACAUGGCAACCACCUUGAGAUGCAGGCAAUGGCUGAAAUGUACAACCGAAAUAUCCAUGUUUAUCAGUACAGCACUGAGCCAAUCAACACAUUCCAAUCAUCAAAUAUAACUGGUAAUGAGCCGAUAAGAGUUAGCUACCACAGAAACUCCCAUUACAACUCAGUCAUCAAUCCUUACAAAGCAAGUGUGGGAGUUGGACUUGGACUACCAUCCUUUCACCCUGGGUUGGCGGAUCGUAAACUGCUUGACAGUGCACAGAGGGCAUCGGAGCAAGAGCUCUUGGAGAGGCAGAUGUUGGAGGACAAGUUUCUCGCUACGGACUGGGAGAACACGGAGGACGAGAUGGUUAGAGAGGUCGCUCACUCUUCGCUCGUACAAUACCUUCAACACCAGGAGGCGAUGGCAAGAGCAAAAAAGAACACUACGGAUAAUUCAACUGAGGCAACAGAACCAACUUGUUCACAAGAAGCCACAAGUUCACAGUCUGCCACUGCUUCUGCACUUCCCAAUACAGAAAUGGCUAUUAAAGAGUCAAACGCUGCCGAAGACUCUAGUCUCGCACCAAGCACAUCACAAGCCAGCUUCCCAAUCUUCAGUAAUACUGGUUACUCUGACUGGGUCGACCAGUCUGAUGAAAGUGCAGUCCUUGCACAAGUUAUGGCUCAAUCACAGCGUGAAUAUUACGAAGCGCUUACGAAGCCAGGUACCUCUUCUACAGCUACCUGCAGCAAGUACCCUACAUACCACUAAGUGCUGAUAUGUGUUUCUUUUUUCCGUAUAUCAUUGCUUUGCUAUAUUGCCUAUUUUCUCUUCUUUUUAGCACCCAGUUAUCUAGUUUGCGUAACACAUGUAUUAAAAUGGGUGCCGACGAAUUUCAUUAUUUUCUUCUUUUAAAAAUAGCAGUGUGUGAACCGUGUUGUUCACAUUAGUCGUGCACUAAUGCAAGUUUUCACAGAUUAAAAACAUUGCUUACGUUUUUUUCCUUCGAAUGCACAAGAAACCUUUUUACGUCUUAAUUUCGCUUUGAAUGGUUCCAUGUGUGUUGGUGUUUUGUCAUACUUUGCUGUUGGCUUGUCAGUGUUUUUCGGUCGCCAGUACAAGGCUUAUUUAUGUGUACAAAACACCUUGCAUGCUUUACAAGAGCAACUGACUUGCAAUUGACUUUCGUGGCUACCUGGAAAUACAUAGUGAAUAUGAUCAGG
Molecule: messenger RNA, 2440 nt
Organism: Ciona intestinalis (vase tunicate)
Lineage: Eukaryota; Metazoa; Chordata; Ascidiacea; Phlebobranchia; Cionidae
Source: RefSeq, a predicted model, not a curated record